Molecule: messenger RNA, 921 nt
Organism: Alternaria incomplexa
Lineage: Eukaryota; Fungi; Ascomycota; Dothideomycetes; Pleosporales; Pleosporaceae
Exons: 3
Coding region: 1-921 (306 amino acids)
Cellular component (GO): RAVE complex
Source: RefSeq, a predicted model, not a curated record
AUGUCGACUGCUGUGUGGCCGCCCAUCGAUGACGCCCGCCUCGCCCACGAGCAGGCAGAGUCGCAAGCGCGCGAGCUCGAGUGGCUGCUGGUGCAACUCCGCGAGACGCUGCAGUCGCUCAAGGCAGGCCUGGAAGAGUGCGCUGCCCUGCUUGCGCCGUCGGAGAAUGGCUCGACACUCGUGCUGACUUCGGUGCGCUCCGAGAGUCUCAAGGGCCUCAUUACUCGCGUGGGCACGCGCAUCACCAAAGGCAACGUCAAGCUCCGCCUCGCAAGCCUCCCACCACCCAAAGGCUCGCUGACGUACGACCUCGCCAUUUCCUCUGCACCGCAUGCGCCGACGCUUGUUGUGCCCCAGCUCACUUCCAUUCGGACCUCCAUCAACAGCUGCCUCGACGUCAUCGACGUGGCUACCUGGGGCGGCGAUGCUACCAACGCCAACUUCGUAUCCGGGCAACUGCAACUGCUGCACGAUCACAUCCUGGAAGCGCAAGCUGCACUGAAGGGCUACUCGGAUGUCCAGCCGUCGUGGUGGGAGAACCCCGUCGACGACAAGACAUUCGACCCUCCGCUGCCAGCGAAUGUGUCCUUCCACCUGUUCGUCUUCGAUGCCGCCCUCGUUCUCGAAAUCCGCACUCUCGAGCCACACAACGCCGGCGACAGCACGUCGCUCACUGGCUUCAGCAUCCGCAACACCUUUGCAUCAGCACUUGGCGGGGCACGAGCACCUGCGCACGAUGAAGCCGACCGCACGUUCAAGUACAAGGACCACGACGUGCGCGUGAAAGAGAAAAUCCGAGUGGAGAGCCAAGACCCCGCUCUGAUAUCCGCAUCGGCAAAGCUCAACGCCUUAGGACACAGUGUGAUGUUGAGCCGAAAAGCGCUCAACAUAGUCAUGGGUCGAGACGAGCAGAUGGACUAA